CGUCAGAUACGAUUUCUUUUUGCGCACGCGCUUUAUCUAUAAAAAAAUCAUCGGCCAUAUUGGUGUGUUGUAUUGUUCGCUCAGUAAUUCUCAAGUUUAAUAAGGUAGGCAGUAUGACCGACUCCAUGAAAUUCGGACCAGAGUGGUUACGCAAUCUAGCUGGAGACAGUUGCAAUUCGGGAGGUAGCGGUGGAGGGACUGCAAACCUGAUUACACCUCGGUAUCAAUUAGCGGAGCAUAGAUAUGGUCGUGAAGAAAUGUUAGCUUUAUUCGAUCGUAAUUGCAAACCGCCAGAAUCUAUCAUGAAUUUGCAGGCUCUUUAUGUUGAAAAAACUCAGCUCCCACUGGCUUUUAUACCUGAAACAGAAGAUGAAACGCGGGCGCGAAGUAAUAUAGGACGUGGAAGAGGAGCAAGUGUUGAUCGUGGUGGACGUAUUAAAAGUGGAAGGGGAGUUAUGUUCUCAUCUCACUAUUCACGUGGUAGUAGUGGUGGUGGAAGUAGUAGUGGUUGUAGUUUCGAUGAUUCUGGAGAUGGAAAUCGUCUUGAUGCACAAUCCUAUCCAGGAAGAAGUCGAACAACUUUUGAUAGAUCACAAAAUGAUCGUGUAGGAUGGUCAGAUCGCAAUGGGAGUUCAGAUACAAGCGAUUGGAAUGGCUCUACUAGUCCGAGAAAAGAACUAUGUAGAGGAGGUACCACCCUUAGUAGUAAUUUUCUAAUGGAAGGUAAUUGGAGGCGUCAUCGAGGUGAUGAUGAAGAAGGUUGGAGAACUACAAGUACUCGGAGUGAAAAGUGGAUUAGAAGCAAUUGGCGCGAUGGGGGUGGCUCUGAGAGAGCCGACGGUGAUGGGGAGGAUAGUCGGGUAUCUGGACGCUGGGAAUCUAGAGGAAGAUCUUCCUCUCACGAUUCGUCCCAUCAUCAUCAUCAUCACCAUCAUCAUCAUCAUCAUCACCCUCCUCCUCCUCGUACUGCUCGAACCUGGGAGUCGUCUAAUCACCAUGAUAAUCAUGAUAAUCUCCCUGAAUGGGCAACGGAAAAUCCGACCGAAAGUGGUGGGAGUUUUGAUGCUUCAGGUGCCUUUCACGGUGGUAUAUUCUCUGAUGAUGAUGAUGACGAUGGGGGUGUUCGUAUUCGUCGUGUUUCUGAAAGUACUCUUAGUACAUCUUCCAAGACUGGAAGUAAAUCUACAUUAUUUCAUAGCAAUAACCAAACGGCUGCUCAUCGUUCAAUUACUAAUCCCAAUAAUGUAUCAAUUAAUUCAUCUUCAAGAGAGAAACUUAAAUCAUUACAUCCGUUUGAUACAGAAGAUAAGGUUGGAGAUAAAAGCUCUUUACCAUCAAUGAACAAAGUAAUGACAACAUCAACUAAUUUUUUAUUGAAAGAAACAUUACCAUCGGCUGCUACUGUUAUUAAUGAUUCAAUAUCAAUUCAUAACAAAUCCUCCAGCUUGGAAAAUUCUUCAAGUUCGUUUACUGAUUCUACUAUUGCUAAUAGUAAUAACAGUAAUAAUUCUACUACUAUAACUACGAUCGCGGCUUCCACUUCUACUUGUACAACAAAUACUACUAUGACUGUUGCUGAAUCAAUGAAAAUCCAACUUCCACAACGUUCUAAAUCAUUUGUUGAAUUAUCAACUAAAAAAAGUAUAUUUACGAGUGUCAGUCAACAAGAUUCUACUAUUCAGCCUGUACAACAAAAUCUUGAGAGAGUUAGCAAUCAGCAGAAUAAUAUUAAUAAAAUUUCUCUUAAUAAUGCUAAUCAAAUGCACGUUCCACCAGAAAAGCCUGAAGAUGAUCUCGAAAUAAUGAAAGAGCAAGCUGUUAGUUUAGUAGCGAAAUUAAUGGCCGAUGAAGAAAAUCAUCAAGAACAAAAUUCACUUAUAUUAACGGCAACAACUACAGCAAUGACUACGACGACAACAGUAACAUCAUCAUCGUCAUCAUUAUCAUCAGCUUCAUCGUCUUCAUCAUCCUCAUCAUCAUCUUCAUCAUCAUCACCAUCAUCAGUAACAAAUCAUGUACAUCCAUUAGUUAAUACAUCGAUUCAGGAAAAAUGGUUUUAUCGAGACCCUCAAGGAGAGGUUCAAGGACCAUUUUUAGCGAGUGAAAUGGCGGAAUGGUGUAAAGCUGGAUACUUUACGCCAAGUUUAUUAGUUAGAAGAACUUGUGAUGAGAGGUAUGCAACCCUCGGAGAUUUAAUGAAAUUAUGUGGUAGAGUACCAUUUGUUCCGGGUCCACCAAUACCUCCAUUAAAAUCGACAGAACCAGUGGUCAUACCACCGAUAACAAAUACUGUAGCCACAGGAAUAUCUGGUAGUGCCUUACCUAAACCAGGAAUAGAGGAUCCUCUUCUCUUGUUACAGUAUCACCAUCAACUACACAUGAUGCAUAAUCGUCAAUUAUUGUUUCGGCAGUUAAAAACUUCUGCUAUAGCUAAACUCUCUCAAACUGAACAUUGGGCAAAUUUAAGUCCUGUUGAGCAAAAUCAAUUAAUAAUGCAAUGUAUAUUGCAAGAUUCUGAGACAAGAGAUUUACCUAUAGUAACGAAUCCUUUUGUACCAACACCUUUAGCACCACCACCAGCAAAUCCUGUUAUGCAACUUUUCAAUCAAAUACAACAGGCUAAGCUACCAAAUGAUAAUCAUCUAAGCUCUCAUUCAUCAAUACCAACAGUACAUCCUGGACCAGCUUUAGAUCCUAUCCAACAGCUUAUUCAACAAAUGGGUGGGAUACAAAAUAUUCCAGUAACACCAACCAUUAAUUCUCCUCCGCCUCCACUUCCUCUUUUAACUCAACCGACUCCAGAAGAAGAUCCAAUUAAAUCAUUACUUCGUCAGCUACAUGUUAGUGCUAAUGGGCACAAUCCACAACCACAUCAGGUGGAUUCAAUUUGGCCACAACAGCAGCCACCUCCUCCACCACCACCCCAAAUGAAUCCAUCACAAUUCAAUGCCCAAAGUUGGUUGACACAGGUUGGACAAAUUCCACCUGGUCAAAUGACCAAUCCAUUAUGGAAUUUACAUACAAAAGAAAUAAAGACUGAGCAACAAAUAUUAGAAGAACAAAAUAUUAGAAUACAAGAAAAUAGAAAAAAAGAAUUAAGAAAGCAAGAAGAACAGAAAAAACAAGUUGAAGAUGAAAAUGCAAGCCGGAAAUUAGAAGAAGAUCAAGCGAAACGAAAUGAGGCUCAGCGUAAAGAAGAAGAACGAAAACGAAAGGAAGAAGAGAAAAAGAUUAAAAAUGAAGAAAAACGUAAACAGCAGCAACAAGAAGAAGAUCAUCAAAAGAAAAAGGAAGAGAAAAAGCGAAAAGAAGAAGAGAAAAAACGUGACGAAAAACGAAAGCAAGAUGAAGAAAUUAAUAGAAAGAAACAAGAAGAAGAAAAGAAAAAACGUGAACAGCUUAAAAAGCAGGAAGAAAAAUUAAGGAAGGAAGAAGAGAAGCGAAAAAAGCAAGCAGAAGAACAGAAACGUAUUGAAGAUGAAAGAUUGAAAAAAGAGGAAGAAAUGCGCAAGAAGGCUGAAGCCGAAGAACAAGCAAAACGUGCUGCUGCAGUUGCUGAGCAAAGACGUCGAGAAGCAGAAGCCCUAAAGAAAUUGCAGGAACGUAGUAGAGCGCCAUGGGCUCAAACUCCUUAUGUAUCAUUACCCACAACUCAUGCUUCUUUAGCAGAAAUUCAAAGAUUAGAACGAGAAAAGAAAGCUGAAGAAUUACGUUUACAACAAAUUAUGCAACAACAAAUAGCUCAACAAAAAACAGCAGAAAUAUCAAAGGAUACAGUAAUUACCUCUGAUUCUUCAUCAAAACGUCAACCAUUUAAAUGGGCUGAAAAAGCUGCUCCUUCAAAUAAUCAACCUCAAGUAAAAAGCUUGGCUCAAAUUCAACAAGAAGAGCAAGAGAAAAUAGCUAAAGUUAAACAACAAGAAAAAGAGCGUUAUGAAAAAGCAGCUGUAAAUCAGAAAGAUACAUCAACUGUAAUUCAAAAUGCUGGAAUUUGGGGAAGUGCAUCUCAAUCUCUUAAUUGGGCUAAUACUGUCAAUUCGUCGACAUGUGAUAAUACUAAGAUUAGCAACAAAGCUUGGUCUAGUGGUGGAGGAUUAUGGGAUGAUCCUGUUACUUCUUCUAUUAAACAACAACCAUUAAUUUCAACUAAACUGCAAGUAAAACCAGUAGCAACAACAAAACCAGUGGCUGUUCAACAACCACAACCAAAUAACAACAAUACUACUAAUAACAAUAAUACUAAUAAUAGUAUGAAUAAUAAAGUAGCAAAAAAUAAAGUCAAAAAAGAAGAAGAACUGGUAAAAAAAUUAUUUGAGAAUAACACUGCCAAAGUCGAUGAAUUUACACAAUGGUGUAAUCGUACUUUAAAUGGACUUCAAGUAUCUGUUGAUAUUCCGACAUUCGUUGGCUUUUUGAGAGAUAUUGAAUCAGCGUAUGAAGUUAAAGAAUAUGUGAGAAUGUAUCUUGGAGAUAGUAAACAAUGUACAGAGUUUGCUAAGCAAUUUUUAGAAAAACGUAGUAAAUGGCGAUCAGCUCAACGUCCACAAGUAGAAGCUGAUGAUCUUUGCAAACCAGCACCUGCUGUUAAUCCAAAUAAUACCACAGAAUUUCAAGAAGUUAAGGGUAAAUCAAAGAAGCCAAAAAAAGGGAAAAUGUUCAAAGUUGACAAUAGGAUUCUUGGAUUCAGUGUUACUGCGGCUACUGAUCGUAUUAAUGUUGGCGAUCGUGAUUAUGGAGAAGGAGUUUAAACAUUAUGCUCUAUAGUUGAAUAAAACAUAUAAAAAGAAAGAGAAAGAGACAGUGACAGCUUUAACGUAUUGGUUCGUUAUUUAUGUUUUUUCAAUCAUUAAGUGAAUUCCAUUGAGAAAAAUAAAAACAAUGGUUGUGCGUGUUUAUGAGAUUUCUUUUUGUGAAUAAAACGUGUGUUUUCAGAAAUAUGUACGUACGUGAACGAGGAUUCCAUGUUUAUAAUGAAAAAAAUAUUUAAAUAAAAAUCAUGUAAAUAUUAUUUAAAUGGAAAUAUCUAACUAACUAUACAUCAUUUUUACAAAUGAAGAUACCAUUAUCACAAUCAUUAUUAUUAUUAUACUGUUAAAUAUUAUUAAUUAAAACUUCACACUUAAUAUUAAAUUGAUUCAGCUUAUGGAAUGCAAUUAAUAUAAGUAGUACAUGAAAUAAUUAUAUUAAUAUCAAUCAAUUUUAAAUCUUGUAAAGACCAUCGAAUGCUCUUGAUCUCUACUUAAGAUCGUUGUUUUUUUUUAUUCUCUGAUGUUAUGAUCUGUGACGUUGAUACAACAUAGGAACAAAUUCUGAAAUUAAUUGUUCGAAUUAUCAAUUAUAUGAUUACUUAUUAUUCUCAAUUAGAGAUAAUAUGAAUUUUCUAAAAUACAUGGUUUGUUCAAGUACCCACACAUGUUCUGCCAGAUUCUUUUAGGUAAUCAAUCAUUCACGUGAAUCGCAGAAGAAAUUUUUCAAAUAUAUUUUUGAUGUAAAAAAAAAAAUUAAAGAAAAACUUUUAAUACCACAA
Molecule: messenger RNA, 5527 nt
Organism: Chelonus insularis
Lineage: Eukaryota; Metazoa; Arthropoda; Insecta; Hymenoptera; Braconidae
Gene: Gyf
Product: GIGYF family protein Gyf
Exons: 10
Coding region: 114-4748 (1544 amino acids)
Cellular component (GO): cytosol
Molecular function (GO): protein binding
Source: RefSeq, a predicted model, not a curated record